UCGCAAGCUAGAGGAGGAGGACAUGAAGGCGAGGUUCGAGGAUUGGGUGAAGAAGUACCACAGGACAUACCCAGACGAGGAAGAGAGGGCUAUGCGGUUCAAUGUGUUCAAGGACAACAUCAAGUCGUUCGAAUCGCAGGGUUUGCUUCCAAACUGUUUUGCAGACUUGAAAGAUGAGGAGCUCCCUUCGCGCCGGUCCUGUAUCGCUGACAUAGACCAAGACAUCGAAGAGUGCCUCCAGGCCAAGAUUCUCGCUGAGACAGGAGAAUUUACGUGGACACCAGACGUGAUGCAGGGCCACAAGAAGGCAACCCAAGUCUCUGCCUAGAAUGAUGGUAUCCGGU
Molecule: messenger RNA, 344 nt
Organism: Lolium rigidum
Lineage: Eukaryota; Viridiplantae; Streptophyta; Magnoliopsida; Poales; Poaceae
Product: senescence-specific cysteine protease SAG39-like
Exons: 2
Coding region: 23-328 (101 amino acids)
Source: RefSeq, a predicted model, not a curated record